Messenger RNA from Perkinsus marinus ATCC 50983, 888 nucleotides. RefSeq lists its product as hypothetical. Bases 1 to 888 code for a protein of 295 amino acids. The transcript is spliced from 3 exons. Gene Ontology annotation, molecular function: protein binding. The record is from RefSeq and is a predicted model, not a curated record. NCBI's taxonomy places the organism in Eukaryota, Perkinsozoa, Perkinsida, Perkinsidae.
AUGAGAAAUGUAGGGUGCGGGGAUCGAACCUGCGUGUGUGUGUUAGGUCCUGUUACUGGCAAUCAGCUCCUCCGUAUUCGUUGUGUCGGUGCUACUAGUGCUCAAGGCACGGUGACAGUGCGCUUCUCCACUGCCAAGCACACUGCUGAUUCUAUUGGUACAGUAGUAGACGAUAAUACCAUUGAAUGCCUGACCCCUGCUGUUAUACAGACCAUCGGGCCUAAGAGAUGCGAGGUUAGAUUCGCUAUUGGGGCGAAAGAUUUCACGACUACGGUAACACACUACGAUUACUAUCUCAACACGAUAGCUGAAAAGUCGCUUUGUUAUGGUCCUGGUCUUUUGAAUGAUGGGGAGGCGGGUAAGGAGAACAGGUUUAUAAUACAAGGGAGAAAUAACCUCGGGGAGAAUCGAACCUCUGGGGCUGACAAGUUUGUGAUUUCGGUGAUGCAAGACGGUGAGGAGCUCUACGAUGAGAGCACUUGCUUCCACGAUUUCGACAAUGGACGGUAUGAAGUGACCUAUACUGCCAAGGCUGGUGGGGGCGACAUUACCGUUAGAGUGAAUCUCAUCGAUGAGAACGACAAGGAGCAGCCAAUCAGAGGCUCGCCAUUCACGGCUACUUGCUGUGAAACGGCUAAGCCGAGAGCUAACGAGUACGCUGGGCCGCUCGUUGUCGGAUUUAUCACAAAGAGUGUGAAGGAAUUGGAGGAGUUCUUCAAGGCGACUGAUGCUGGUAUUAAUAUUAAGCUGAACGCUGGAGACGUGAAGUCGCUGAUUAAAGUGAAGAAUUAUAUAAAGACUAUGUACGAGGAAGAGGAGAGACUGAUAUUGAAGCAGGAUGAGGUUUUGGAGUCCUUAGGGGUAAGUUGGGAUACCAUUCCUCGCUGA